AUGCAAACGAAUACGGACAAGUCUUGUGUGAUUCCGAAUACAACCGAGAAAACUGCAACAACAACAACCGUUCUGAAAAUUCCCAAACAAUCUUCGAAACCAAGAAUAUUUUUGCUUACCAGGCCUGCAAAGUUGCCACUGGUUCGGAAGAUUAUACCCCAAACAGUGGAAGCCCACCAGAACGGGUUGAAUCCGGAGUUACCCCACCCCCUAGAAACGACGAAGAAGAAACCCCAAGAAAUAAAAAUAAUCAAAAUCGAGAAGGUGCAUCAUCAGCCUCACCAACCCUUGAAGCUGGAAAGUAUUCGGAAAUUACCAGAGAACCUGGUUGCGAUCCGCCAGCAGCAGCAACAGCACCAACAACAUAUAUUGAACUCAUACAAGAGCAAGUCUCAAGAUUCUUCAGUACUCCUAGAGGAGAACCAGAAGUCUAUAAUACAAUCACUACCGCGUCAAAGCGUCAAGUCUACGACAGCAACAACAACAACAAGAAUACAAGAAAACAAUACAGUCCAACAAGCCGCCUAUUUGAACAAGUCGGCCGCCCAAACGAAUCGACAAGUGGUAAUCGGCAAGAAGCCAUCGACAUUGGCAUCGAUGGCCGGCAUAGAGUUGACAGGUGCCGAUAUGUCCCCUACAGCAGCGGAUAUGAGUGGAGCAAUGCCGCCUACUGCUACAGUUGAAGAGAUAAAUGUUCCGGUAUUCAUAGAUGAAUACCUACAAGAAGCCGCAAUAUCGAAUUUGUCUGCAACAUCAGGAACAUCAGUUACAACGCAAAAUAUUAAUAACAACAGCAACAACAACUAUAAUAACUAUCACAACAACAACAACGGUGUUGAUGAACCCUUUGAUGGACAGUUUGAAUUCAAUAUUGAACUGUUGACGGAAACUACAAACAAGGAUCAGGAUAAAGAGAAUUUGUUGGGGCAGGCUUGUCAGGAGCCAGCACCACAAUCACAACAACAACCAGAACAACAACAACAUCAAGAUAUUCAAAAUUUAAAUUAUGAUGAAUUCGAUAUGAUGGAUCCCAUCGAUCCAAUAAUGGACAAUGCCAUCGAUAUACCGCUAUUCAAUAAUGAGGAAUGUACCCUGCUAGAGGAUCUUUCACAAAAUGCUGCUGCAAACAACAGCCAAUCAAUUUUCAAUUUUGACGAUCCUAUGUUCUCCAAUGCCUCUUCGGUCUUCACAUCAUCUCAACCUUUCCAACUGGCCAGAAGUUCUUCUUCAAUUGCCGAAGAAAUUAAGAAAGCCGAACCGUAUGUAUCACCACCACCCAACCCAAAUGAAUAUUGGAUAUUGGAAACACCGGCAACAUCAUCGUCGUCGGCAAUGGCCGCCGCCAAUGAAACUAAUUCGUCGGCCUAUAUAUUCCUUGACGAUGCCGAUUUGGGCAGUAUGAUGCAGGAGAACAGUCUGAAACGUCCACAGAGCUCACAAACACAACAACACAUGCGGGAGAAACGGGAAAAAUUACAUUUGGAUACGAAACGUCGCAGAGAGUCAGCUGCCGAGGAUAUGGUGCUGGAUACGCCAGGCGUUGUCAAACUACUUGAUGAUAUGGCCAUUCCAGUAUGCCUUAAGACCGAAGAAACAUCUAAAGAUAUUUUCAACAACCUAAUUGCCUGCUCUCCCCACGAUUCAUCGUCAUCCUCCUCCAAUAUCAUAGAUAACAUUAAAACUGAAAUAAAUUUGGAUUACAAUUCCAAUGACAUUACACCACCCUACACCCCGUAUAGCGUCAAUUCUUCCAAUUCAAAUCACACCAACUUCUCCGGCAUUAUUAAUAUCCUACAACAGCCACAUUCUCCUGCCCUUUCGGUUGCUACAACAAGUACCACCACCACCAAACGUGGACGUGGUCGUCCAGCUAAGGUACACAGUGAUAUGCCCGACCUAUCGCAAUUGGCACGACUGCCCGAAAGUGAACAGAAGAAGAUAUUGGAGCGGGCCAAAAACAAUGAGGCCAGCCGUAAGUCACGUCUUAAGAACAAGGAACGUGAAGAGGCCCUUGAAAGGGAGGAACGUGUAUUGAUGCAGCGCCACCACCAAUUGAAUGAGGAAUUGCAGGAAUUGCUGUGUAUGGAAAAGAAAUUCAAAAGGGCUUGCAAACGUAAUCGGAAAUAA
Messenger RNA from Musca vetustissima, 2127 nucleotides. RefSeq names its product probable serine/threonine-protein kinase MARK-A (gene Xrp1). The record is from RefSeq and is a predicted model, not a curated record. The coding region runs from base 1 to 2127 and encodes 708 amino acids. Gene Ontology annotation, molecular function: DNA-binding transcription factor activity. Lineage: Eukaryota; Metazoa; Arthropoda; Insecta; Diptera; Muscidae. Gene Ontology annotation, biological process: regulation of DNA-templated transcription. The transcript is spliced from 4 exons.